This is a messenger RNA of Enterobius vermicularis (human pinworm), 252 nucleotides long. The record is from the annotation of a GenBank genome assembly. NCBI's taxonomy places the organism in Eukaryota, Metazoa, Nematoda, Chromadorea, Rhabditida, Oxyuridae.
AUGGUGCUGGAUUAUCAGCAAGCGUUAAAAACUGAUAUUCCGCUGCAUCUGUUUCGUAUGAACUUUGACAUUUGGCAUGGUUCUGCUGAAGUUCCGCUUUGUUCAUCCGGUUAUUGUUGUGCAGAAUGCCUGGCGAAUUCGGAGGUAUUUGAUACAUGUAGCAGUUACCGAUGCCUGAAUGAUGCAGUGCUUAGGAAGUACGAAUUGCAGUCAGAGAUUGUCACCUGGAGAGGAACAACCAAUGUGCUAUAA